Molecule: messenger RNA, 651 nt
Organism: Musca vetustissima
Lineage: Eukaryota; Metazoa; Arthropoda; Insecta; Diptera; Muscidae
Gene: CNPYb
Product: protein canopy homolog 4
Exons: 2
Coding region: 1-651 (216 amino acids)
Cellular component (GO): endomembrane system
Molecular function (GO): signaling receptor binding
Source: RefSeq, a predicted model, not a curated record
AUGUUUAAAUUUAGCUUAGGUUUAUUGUUAGUAACGUACGCUCUGGCAACAAGCCCUGAAGAGGAACAGGGAGUUCGGUUUGCCAGUAAAUGCGAGACAUGCAAAAUUCUCGCGACAGAACUGCAAGAACGUCUUUCAGAAACUGGAAAAUCUCAUGAUGUCAUUGAAACAGGUUAUUCCGUAGAUGAUGUCAAACCCAAAAAGCGUACGGAAUAUCGUCGGAGUGAACUGCGAUUGCUGGAGUCAUUAGAAAAUGUGUGUGAUAGGAUAUUAGAGUACAAUUUACACAAGGAACGCAGCGAUAGCACUCGUUUCGCCAAAGGCAUGUCUGAAACAUUCAAAACAUUGCAUGGCCUGGUGGAUAAAGGAGUAAAGGUGGACUUGGGAAUUCCUCAGGAGUUGUGGGACAAACCUCCUGUAGAGGUUACACACAUGAAGAGCCAGUGCGAGGAUAUGCUGGAGCAAUAUGAGGACACCAUCUACGAAUGGUAUUUCCAUGAACAAGACCAAAAGGGUCUAAUAGAUCAUUUGUGUGCCGAACAAGUCCUACAAGAAAACGAUAAAAAAUGUUUGAAGGAAACCCUACAAAAUGCUGGUGAAAAACGAAAGUCAAAAAAGAAUGCCAAAGGUGACAGGGGAGGGGAACUGUAG